Molecule: messenger RNA, 1158 nt
Organism: Schistocerca nitens (vagrant locust)
Lineage: Eukaryota; Metazoa; Arthropoda; Insecta; Orthoptera; Acrididae
Product: trichohyalin-like
Exons: 2
Coding region: 1-1158 (385 amino acids)
Source: RefSeq, a predicted model, not a curated record
AUGGCGGCGAUGGUGGUGGUGGUGGUGGUGGUGGUGGUGGUGAAACGCCGACUCCGGGAGAAACGCCGACUCCGGGAGAAACGCCGACUCCGGGAGAAACGCCGACUCCGGGAGAAACGCCGACUCCGGGAGAAACGCCGACUCCGGGAAAAACGCCGACUCCGGGAAAAACGCCGACUCCGGGAAAAACGCCGACUCCGGGAAAAACGCCGACUCCGGGAAAAACGCCGACUCCGGGAAAAACGCCGACUCCGGGAAAAACGCCGACUCCGGGAAAAACGCCGACUCCGGGAAAAACGCCGACUCCGGGAAAAACGCCGACUCCGGGAAAAACGCCGACUCCGGGAAAAACGCCGACUCCGGGAAAAACGCCGACUCCGGGAAAAACGCCGACUCCGGGAAAAACGCCGACUCCGGGAAAAACGCCGACUCCGGGAAAAACGCCGACUCCGGGAAAAACGCCGACUCCGGGAAAAACGCCGACUCCGGGAAAAACGCCGACUCCGGGAAAAACGCCGACUCCGGGAAAAACGCCGACUCCGGGAAAAACGCCGACUCCGGGAAAAACGCCGACUCCGGGAAAAACGCCGACUCCGGGAAAAACGCCGACUCCGGGAAAAACGCCGACUCCGGGAAAAACGCCGACUCCGGGAAAAACGCCGACUCCGGGAAAAACGCCGACUCCGGGAAAAACGCCGACUCCGGGAAAAACGCCGACUCCGGGAAAAACGCCGACUCCGGGAAAAACGCCGACUCCGGGAAAAACGCCGACUCCGGGAAAAACGCCGACUCCGGGAAAAACGCCGACUCCGGGAAAAACGCCGACUCCGGGAAAAACGCCGACUCCGGGAAAAACGCCGACUCCGGGAAAAACGCCGACUCCGGGAAAAACGCCGACUCCGGGAAAAACGCCGACUCCGGGAAAAACGCCGACUCCGGGAAAAACGCCGACUCGGGGAAAAACGCCGACUCGGGGAAAAACGCCGACUCGGGGAAAAACGCCGACUCGGGGAAAAACGCCGACUCGGGGAAAAACGCCGACUCGGGGAAAAACGCCGACUCGGGGAAAAACGCCGACUCCGGGAAAAACGCCGACUCCGGGAAAAACGCCGACUCCGGGAAAAACGCCGACUCCGGGAAAAUACUGUGAAAUGUUAA